AUGAUCAAACACAUCAAAUCAUGUCAAACAACCAGCAAAGAUAUUCCAAAUGCUUCUCUUACUAUUAAAGAAUAUCUUCGUCCUAAAACUGCUCAACCUAUUUCAAGAAUAUUCAAAGAAAAAAUUACAGAUGCAACUGUUGAAUUUGUUGCUGUAGAUAAUCGUGCAUUUGAACUUGUAUCUGGUGACGGGUUUAUUAAUUUAGCUCAAACAAUAUUCAAUGUUGGUCAAGAUUUAUCUAAGACACCAGAUGUUAAUGUUUUGGAUUUAAUACCGAAUCCAAGAACUGUAAGCGUCAGUUUUUGCGGUAUUGCUCUAUUUUAUUUAAAUGAUGAAUUAAAACUACAUGUCUUUAUUUUGGGUUGUUUUCCCUAUGAUCGUGAUAAUCAAACAGCAAGUCAAAUUCGUCAAUUUGUUGACAAUGUUAUUGAUAAAGUUCCAGUUAAAUGCGAAAUUGCUCAAGAAAUGUUCGUUCAUGUACGAAAAAUCGUAUCCCAUACCAGAAGAACACAUAAACAAACAAAAUUAUCUCGUAAACUUCAAUCAUAUUGUGAUACACGGUUCAAUGGUGCUUUUCUUACGAUGGAUGUGUUCUUAUUGGUGUUCGACGAAUUACCUGGUGUUUUAGAACGAGCUCUUAUGAAUGAUUAUGAAUCAAUAGAUAAAGAUUUACUUUCAUGUAUUUGCUUAUUCCUUAAACCAUUUGAGGAAGUAAUUGAACAAUUUAGUUCUGAUACAAAACCAACAAUAUAUAAAGUUUUACCGUUUAAACAAUAUUUAUUGAACCACUGUAAAAUUCAUCCUGAUGAUCAUGAUGGAAUUCAACAAGUUAAAACAUUUCUGGAAAAACGUAUUCAAGACGUUUGGAUUAUACAUGAUAUACAUUACAUCACCACAUUUUUACAUCCAUCAUUUAAAAAUUUCGAUAAAUGUUCUGAUUUUCGCGCAAAAGCUAUUGAUUUAACAAAAAAUGAAUUAAUGAAGCGCCAACCAUCAUCAUCUAUUAUCUGCUCAACAAACAAUAAAUCACCUGCUCGUAUAGUUGAACUUGAUCCUCAAACAUCGUCGCCAAAAACUCUUCUUUCACAAUGUUUUGAUACACCAAAAAAUGACUUAAAAUUGCCAACAACACCUUAUGAUGAAUUAGAAGAAUAUAUUGCAUUAAAUGUUAGAUUAAGUGAGAAUGAUGAUAUUUUAUUAUUUUGGUUAAACCAUAAGAUGAAAUUUCCAACAUUAUUUAAUAUUUUUCAAGAUUUUUAUGCAAUACCUGCAUCAAAUACCACUAUCGAACGUGUUUUCUCGUCAUCAAAAAAUACAAUUACAGAUAAACGUACACGUCUUGGUACAGAGAAGAUAAACAAGUUAUUAUUUUUACAAAAAAAUCUGAAUUUAUUGAAACAAAUUGCUAAACAACCAGUUAAUGAAGCUGCUGUCACUGCAACAAAACGAAAGAUGGUCCUUCAGCCACCCUGCACGAACUCAUAUGACAAUCAAGAAGAAUUAAUAACUACUACAUCUACCAAGAAAUUGAAGGUGAAUGAAGAAGAUGAUAUUAUCUUUUGCGAGGAUGAUGAAGAAAAUGAAGUCGAGUUUUUUUAG
Molecule: messenger RNA, 1599 nt
Organism: Rotaria sp. Silwood1
Lineage: Eukaryota; Metazoa; Rotifera; Eurotatoria; Philodinida; Philodinidae
Source: the annotation of a GenBank genome assembly